AUGGGGAUGCCUGCACGGCGCUGCAGCGCUGCGGCACUCUUGACGCUGCUGGCGCUAGCGGUGGGCGGCUGGGUGCCAGCAGUUCACGCCGCGCCCUCGACCAAUGGCGCCCCGCCAGUCAACGUGUCCCUGUAUGCCGAGGCGCUGUGCCCGUACUGCGCCGACUUCAUCACAUCCACCCUCUCCCCGCUGAUGGACAAGGGCUUUGGGCCCAUCCUUCAAUUCCGUUAUGUGGCUUACGGCAAUGCAGUCCGUGGCGAGGCGAGGCUGGAUGGCACGGUGAUGUGCCAGCACGGCCCCGUCGAGUGCCGCCUCAACCGCAUCAUCAACUGCGCCACUCACCUGCACCCGGGACAAGACAUGUGGCUGCCAUUUGUGGAGUGCCUGGAGGGGGCGCCACACGAGCAGAGUGAGGCCUGGGUGGACAAGUGCGCAGGGCAGACAGGGCUGGAUGCACAGGCGCUGCACGGCUGCGCCGAGGGCGAGCAGGGCGCGGAGCUGGAGCACGAGGCGGAAGCGGAGACGGCAUCGCUGACGCCGCCCCACAGAUAUGUGCCGUGGGUUGUGGUCAAUGGCAUCCCUCUGGGGCAGGACAAUGCGCAACUGUGGCGGUACGUCUGCGUGGCACAUGCUGGCAAUCGCCCCGAUGCCUGCUACGUGCCACCAGGCGCCUCGCUGGCUGGACAGCGCCCGGAGCGCAGCACUGCAUGA
Molecule: messenger RNA, 711 nt
Organism: Chlorella variabilis
Lineage: Eukaryota; Viridiplantae; Chlorophyta; Trebouxiophyceae; Chlorellales; Chlorellaceae
Exons: 3
Coding region: 1-711 (236 amino acids)
Molecular function (GO): oxidoreductase activity, acting on a sulfur group of donors, disulfide as acceptor
Source: RefSeq, a predicted model, not a curated record